This is a messenger RNA of Drosophila grimshawi, 1638 nucleotides long. Its product is annotated as 1-acyl-sn-glycerol-3-phosphate acyltransferase gamma. The record is from RefSeq and is a predicted model, not a curated record. The transcript is spliced from 5 exons. Gene Ontology annotation, molecular function: 1-acylglycerol-3-phosphate O-acyltransferase activity. Gene Ontology annotation, cellular component: endomembrane system. Lineage: Eukaryota; Metazoa; Arthropoda; Insecta; Diptera; Drosophilidae. Bases 105 to 1268 code for a protein of 387 amino acids.
GCGAAAACAACUAUAGUAAAUAAAAAAAAACAAAAACUAAAAAAACACAAACGAAUCGCACAAAAAACGUUGCCAAAGGAUAUACAUUUACAAAGCGAGUCAAGAUGAUUACGCUGGCGGAGCUAAAGAAACUGAGACUGAUCCAUCUAUGCAUUGCCAUCACGUUCUUUACGAGCGGUUUGACCGUCAAUUUUGCCCAACUGCUGCUGCACAUCUUCCUCAAGCCAUUCAACAAGGUCCUAUUCCGCAAAUUAAUGUACUACCUAUGCUACUCCUUCUACUGCCAACUUGUUUUUGUUGCCGAUUGGUAUGCGGGCUGCAAGAUGCGUGUCUAUAUGGAUGCGGAGGAUGAGAAGAAAUAUGCCGGCAAGGAGCAUGUGCUGCUUCUGAUGAAUCACAAAUAUGAAAUUGAUUGGUUGGCUGGCUGGAUGAUUUGCGAUAAGCUGGGCGUUCUCGGCAAUUGCAAGGCGUAUGCGAAAAAGGCAAUCAGAUAUGUGCCAUGCAUGGGCUGGGCCUGGUGGCUAGCCGAGUUUGUGUUCCUCAAUCGUGACUUCGAUAAGGAUAAGGAGAUUAUUGCCAAGCAGCUAAAGGUCGUCUACUCAUAUCCCGAUCCAACGUGGCUGCUGCUUAAUGCGGAGGGCACCCGUUUCACGCCAGCGAAACACGAGGCAUCCGUUAAGUUUGCCCAGGAGCGGGGCAUGACACCACUCAAGCAUCAUUUGAUACCACGCUCUAAGGGAUUCACCGCCAGCAUACCCACAGUGCGUGGCAUCUGUCCAGUCAUCUAUGACAUCAACCUGGCAUUUAAAAGCGACGAAAAGGUACCUCCCACAAUGUUAUCGCUGCUGAAUGGCAAAGGCGUUGAGCCUUAUAUGCUGAUGCGACGCAUUCCCAUCGAGCAGGUGCCGGAGGGCGAUAAGGAGGCGGCGGAGUGGCUGCAACAGUUGUUCGUUGAGAAGGAUCGCAUAAUCGAUAGCUUCUAUGAGACGGGCAGUUUCUUUAAGAACUCGGGCAUCAAGGAGGUGCCGUACAAAAUCUAUGAACCACGUCUCAGCAGUCUGCUCAACUUUGCGGGCUGGGCGACAUAUUCGCUGUCGUGCAUCUUCUAUUACCUGAUCACAUCGCUGCUGGCGGGCAAUUGGUUUGGCCUGAUAACAGCCUUGUGCAUCCUUGGUUUCUUCUAUUGGCUAAUGGGUGCCGCAAUAAAUAGUACAAGGAUCAGUAAAGCAUCGAAUUAUGGAGCGAAAGCAAAAGCGAGCACAAAUUAAAUUUUUGGAUGAUAUAUAAUAUAUUUAUAUAAAUAUAUAUAUAUAUAUAUAUAUAUUCGUUGUUUGUUAACGAAACUCCUUUAGUCAAUGAGCCAAGCUGAUAAUCUCACAAUUAUUAUACAUCUAUACUUAUAUAUACAAAUAACUUUUAAUUUAGGAUGCUGCCUGAUUGUUUUUAUCAGCUGUCCUUUUCUCCAAGUUUUUUGCUACAAAUUGAUUUUAUGCUUUUGUUUCACUUUUUCGGCUAUAAGAUGGGAUUAUGUUAUCGGUUUGGUCAGUUUACAUUUAAAUAAAUUAAUAGGACCGCACACUAGACACUACAAAACGUUAAAAUGUAUAAUAAAUAUGCAAUAAAUAUUUAAAAGUUAAA